UGAAUAUUUGGAAACUUCAGGUGUAUUAAGACAAAGAAAGGAAGAAACUGCAUGUUGUGGUCACACACUUAUGAUAAUUAAACAUGAAAUAUGUUGUGAUGGUGAAAAAAAAAUGAAAUACAACAAUUCACAAUGCUGUGGAAAGGAAGUGAUUAAUAAUAAUAUGUCAUGCUGUAAUGGUAGUAAAUAUAAUCCAGUAUUACAUGGAUGUAAGGAUGGUAAAAUUACAAAUUCCAGUUUCAGUAAAUGCUAUUCAAGCCCAUAUAAUUCCAAAACACAAGUAUGUUGCAAGUAUAGCAUUAUAAAUAAGACAGAAGAUAAUCAAGAUUCUUGUUGUCAAGGUAGUUCUCGAACAAAAAUUCCUUAUGAUUCCAAAACACAGAUAUGCACAGCUAAGGGUAACAUCCAAAGUAAAACUCAUUGUAAUUAUGAUAAAGAUCCAAAGAAAUAUACUUGCUGCCAGGGUUUACUGUAUAAUAAACCAAGUAAUGAAUCAAUGUGCUGUGAAAAUAUACGAAAACAGAAGCCAGCUGAAGGCAUUCCAGAUGAUUGCCAAGCUUCACUUUGUGACAAUAAAAUGUAUAAUAGCAUACACAACAUUUGUUGCAAUGGCACGCUAAUUAGUAGAACAAAAUACUACUGCAAAGAUGGAAAACAAUUCAAACUGUUCAAUUUUAAAGAUGGUCUCUAUACAAAAAACAUACAGAUUUGUGGACAAUAUGCUAUUAAACGUUCCAGAAUUGUUGGUUGCUGCAUUGGAAUGCCUUAUUUUAAAAACGAAAUCAAAUGCCCUUUAAAGUGGAGGGAUAAAAGAAGUGAACUGAAAUCAAGUGAUUAUCCUUUUUGGAAUAUAAUUCAUUGCAAAACUUUGAGUAAGUUUUAAAUUACUUAAAAUGCAUUUCUUGUUUGUCAUAUUGGUAUAGUUGUGUCAGCCAUUUUCAAGUAAAGUAGGAGAAAAAAAAUGAGUCAAUAGAUC
This is a messenger RNA of Octopus sinensis (East Asian common octopus), 976 nucleotides long. Its product is annotated as galaxin-like. Lineage: Eukaryota; Metazoa; Mollusca; Cephalopoda; Octopoda; Octopodidae. The transcript is spliced from 5 exons. Bases 71 to 883 code for a protein of 270 amino acids. The record is from RefSeq and is a predicted model, not a curated record.